Molecule: messenger RNA, 573 nt
Organism: Radiomyces spectabilis
Lineage: Eukaryota; Fungi; Mucoromycota; Mucoromycetes; Mucorales; Radiomycetaceae
Product: rpsU-divergently transcribed protein
Exons: 5
Coding region: 1-573 (190 amino acids)
Biological process (GO): ubiquinone biosynthetic process
Cellular component (GO): mitochondrial inner membrane
Molecular function (GO): lipid binding
Source: RefSeq, a predicted model, not a curated record
AUGCUCAAAGCCACCUUGCCUUUUGUUCCUUCUCAUGGCUGGUCUAUGGAGAGCAUUGCCCUCGGCGCCAAAAGCCUCGGAUAUCCUUCCGUUGCGCACGGUGUUUUCCCCGGCGGCGAAGCUGGUCUUAUUGACGCUUUCUUGAAGGAUUGCAGACGCGAAUUCGUUGCCCGUAUUGCCGAACUGCAAGCCUCGGGCAAAUUGGAAGGUUUAUCCAUGACCGAAAAGGUGCGCGAAUUAACGGCAAUGCGUUUGAUGAUGAUGAAACCUUAUAUCAGACGUUGGCCAGAGGCUCUUGCUGUAAUGGGACGUCCAUCCAACGUAUCUUCGUCGUUGCUUCACCUGGGAGAAAUUGCGGAUGAUGUAUGGUAUUAUGCUGGCGACCGAAGCCCCGAUAUGCGAUGGUACAGCAAGCGUGCGUCUUUAUCUGCGAUUUAUUCAGCAACAGAAGUGUACAUGACCCAAGACAUCUCUCCCAAUUAUCAGGAAACUCUCCGCUUUUUGGAUCGACGUCUCAACGAUGCAGCAUGGCUUGGCGCCUGUGCAGGCCAGCGUGGCGGCCGAUUCCCAUAG